GACCAGGGAAAUACUUACUAAGCUAAAUGGACGGAGUUAGCUUAGUUAUUCUACCAUCUGAAGGGUUUGGUACCGUAUGCAAAAACAAGCAAUAACGACGGUUAACAAGAGUUCCUGUUUUCAUUCAGCUACUGGUGGGAGGAGACUGGGGGAAAAGUAUAAAAGGGGGGAGAGCCGCCUGCUGCAUUGUACUGCGAUCCAGCGAGGAGUCAGUGAAUCACUGCCUUCACAGAGAGAACUAACAGAGCCUUACUGGUUCACAAUGGAGACAGAGAAGGAGAAUACGACACAAACAGCAGAGGAGAUGACAGACAGGGAUUUGUCCGAACAAAUCAAAAGGGUGACAAAGGAGAGUCACAUCCGGGCAGAAAACACAGAGCUGAUGCUGAGCUUCCAGAAGGGACAAGUCACCCUGCCGCAGUUCAAGCUCCUCCUGUGCUCGCUAUAUGAAGUGUACAAGGCCUUGGAGGAGGAGAUGGACAGGAACUGCCACCACCCCAGCGUGGCCCCCAUUUACUUCCCCGCUGAACUGGCCAGACUGGAGGCUGUCGAAAAAGACCUGGCGUACUUCUACGGCCCGGACUGGAGGGAGAAGGUUGUUGUUCCGGCUGCCACUAAAAGAUACUGCCACAGGCUCAGACAGAUCGGUAAAGAAAACCCUGAGUUCCUGGUUGCCCACGCUUACACUCGUUACCUAGGAGACCUGUCAGGAGGACAGGUCCUGGGUCGAAUCGCCCAGAAGUCCAUGGGGCUGAGAAGCAGCGAGGGUCUGUCGUUCUUUGCCUUCCCCGGCGUUUCCAGCCCCAACCGCUUCAAACAGCUGUACCGCAGCCGGAUGAACAGCGUGGAGCUCACUGAGGAGGAGAGAAACGGCGUGCUGGAGGAGGCGGUCAGAGCGUUCGAGCUCAACAUCCAGGUCUUUGAGGAUUUGCAGAAGAUGCUGCUGAGUGCCCCUAAAAACAAGCUGCAGACUUCCUCCACACCGGUGAAGAUGCUCCAGAUCCCCGGAGCCAUCAUCCAAUCAUCUCCGCUGUUCAGGGCGCUGCUGGGACUUUUUGUGGCUGUGGCCACCGUCGGCAUUGGAAUCUAUGCUUUUUAGAGACGAUCACACAGCAGUAAAUCAAAGGCGUUUGUCUGCUGCGGUUAGUUUACUGUUAAGAGCCUGUAAAGGAUCAAAUACUGUAAAAUACGUGUUUUGAUUUGACUGGGAACCUUAUUAUCUAGGUUUGCAUCAAGGUUGAUUUUCUGUCACUGUUUAUCACUGUGCAUGAAGGUGAGCUAAUACUGUAAAUACGCUACUUUUUAAAUAAAAAUAUUUUGUAAAAAACCAAA
Messenger RNA from Gasterosteus aculeatus aculeatus (three-spined stickleback), 1332 nucleotides. RefSeq names its product heme oxygenase 1b (gene hmox1b). NCBI's taxonomy places the organism in Eukaryota, Metazoa, Chordata, Actinopteri, Perciformes, Gasterosteidae. Gene Ontology annotation, molecular function: heme oxygenase (decyclizing) activity; heme binding. Gene Ontology annotation, biological process: response to oxidative stress; heme catabolic process; heme oxidation. The record is from RefSeq and is a predicted model, not a curated record.